AUGGCUGGAGCACUGGGGGUUAGGGCUGCUCGCGCGUCUGCGAAGGGCCUGAAGGCGUCGUCACCCAGAACCUACGCCACCGUUACUUCGAUACCACCUAAGCCUCACCAUCGUGUGGUAGUUGUCGGUGGCGGUACAGCCGGUGUGACCGUCGCUGCCCAGUUGAUGCGCUCGAAACAGUUCCAAAAGGACGACAUCGCCAUCCUCGACCCGGCCAAGAACCACCACUACCAGCCCGGAUGGACCCUUGUUGGCUCUGGCCUCAAGCCUCUGAGCGACAUGAGCCGACCCCUGUCGAGCCUCAUCCCAUCUGGCGUCACACAUUACCCUCUCCAGGUCUCCAAGUUCGACCCAGAGAACAACGAGCUCAAGACGGCCGACGGUGUCGAGGUCUCAUACGACUAUCUGGUUGUGGCUCCUGGCCUUGAGGUCAACUUCUCCGGGAUCAAGGGCCUCCCCGAGGCUCUGCAAGAUUCAGGCAGCCAAGUGAGCUCCAUUUACUCUGAGAAGACUGUGGAGCAGGUAUGGAAGAACAUCCAGGACUUCAAGAAGGGAAACGCAGUUUUCACUCAGCCGGCUGGCGUCAUCAAGUGCGCCGGUGCGCCACAGAAGAUCUUGUGGAUGGCUCUGUCGCAGUGGGAGAGGGACGGAGUUAGGAAGGAGAUUCUGCCUUACUUUGCCACCGGCGGCCCAGGAAUGUUCGCUGUGCCAAAGUACUCCAAGGCUCUGGAGGAACUCCGUUUGAAGCGCCGCGUCGAGGGACUUUUCCAGCACAACCUGGUCAGCGUGGAUGCUGCAAACAAGGUCGCCACUUUCAAGAACCUCGCCGAAGAUGGCAAGGAGGUGCAGAAGGAGUUCGGAUUUUUGCACGUCGUUCCUCCUCAGAAGCCCUUCGACUGGGUGGCUAAGUCACCUCUGGCCGACUCUGCUGGAUGGGUCGACGUUGACAAGAGCACGACCAAGCACAACAAGUACGCCAAUGUCUUUUCAAUCGGCGACGCCUCAUCACUGCCAAAUUCCAAGACCGCGGCCGCCAUUAGCUCUCAAGCUCCCGUCCUGGUCGACAACCUGCUGUCCACCAUUCGUGGCGAGGAGCUUAAGUCCGGCUAUACUGGCUACGCCUCUUGCCCACUGCUGACUGGCCACAACGAGCUCAUGCUCUGUGAGUUCAAGUACGGCGGUGUCCCCGAUGAGACCUUCGCCAAGGUUCCCGGUAUCGGCAGCCAGGACGUUCCUCGACGGGUAUUCUACCACCUCAAGAAAGAUUUCUUCCCCAGCGUGUACUGGAACAGCUUCGUCAAGGGAACGUGGUUUGGGCCCAAGGCCUGGUUCAAGCCUGACACGACGAAGACCGCUUAA
This is a messenger RNA of Diaporthe amygdali, 1359 nucleotides long. RefSeq lists its product as uncharacterized. Lineage: Eukaryota; Fungi; Ascomycota; Sordariomycetes; Diaporthales; Diaporthaceae. The record is from RefSeq and is a predicted model, not a curated record. Bases 1 to 1359 code for a protein of 452 amino acids. Gene Ontology annotation, molecular function: FAD binding; sulfide:quinone oxidoreductase activity. The transcript has 2 exons. Gene Ontology annotation, cellular component: mitochondrion.